AUGAUAGGUACUGUAGCCAUGAUGCCUCGCUUGGAUGACAAAGCCUCACGUCCCAUUCGAUCUUGUUCUGUUACAGCGCAUCCGUCUCAGCCGGCCUUGACAUUUACACAGACCUACUUAUGUAUAGACUCGCUACCAGUCGGCCAUUCCUCAGACAGAAAAUUGGAUUUCUAUCUAGUGCCCUCGUUGCUACCCGCGCCAUGCAUAUUCAGUCAAUUCCCAUGGGAGGGAAGCUCCAACAACUACGCUUACCUGGUAGUUGACGACAAGUCCAAGGAUGCCGUCAUCGUUGAUCCCGGUUGCGCCUAUCCUGAAGGAUGCUAUCCAGGCGGGAAAGAUCAACUUGACAGCCAUUGUAAACACCCAUCACUUGCUGAGCUGGGCAAUCCCAAGCUAGACAUUAUCGGUGGCAAAGACUGCGAGGGUGUUACAAAGACACCUGGUCACGGUGAGACCUUCAAGCUAGGCGACAUCACCUUCAAGGGCGUGCAUACACCUUGCCACACCCAAGACAGCAUCUGCUUCUUCGUGGAAGACGGAAAGGACAAAGCUGUUUUCACGGGUGAUACCCUUUUCAUUGGCGGAUGUGGAAGAUUUUUCGAGGGCAAUGCGGAGGAGAUGCACGAGGCUCUGAACAGGCGGCUUGCGGCGUUGCCUGAUGACACCGUAGUUUAUCCGGGACAUGAGUAUACCAAGGCCAAUGUCAAGUUUGCCGCAUCUGUUUCUCAGCGUGAUGCUGUACAGAAGCUGCAUUCCUUCGCCGAGAACAACAAGGUCACCACCGGCAAGUUUACCAUCGGAGACGAAAAGGAACACAACGUGUUUAUGAGGGUCGAGGAUCCUGAGAUUCAGAAGCAGACAGGUGAGACUGAGCCUGUGGCAGUUAUGGCCAAGUUACGCGAAAUGAAGAACAACUUCAAGUGA
Fusarium mangiferae is the source of this 924-nucleotide messenger RNA. RefSeq names its product putative hydroxyacylglutathione hydrolase. Gene Ontology annotation, molecular function: hydroxyacylglutathione hydrolase activity. The record is from RefSeq and is a predicted model, not a curated record. Bases 1 to 924 code for a protein of 307 amino acids. The transcript has 9 exons. NCBI's taxonomy places the organism in Eukaryota, Fungi, Ascomycota, Sordariomycetes, Hypocreales, Nectriaceae.